This is a messenger RNA of Durusdinium trenchii, 1422 nucleotides long. NCBI's taxonomy places the organism in Eukaryota, Dinophyceae, Suessiales, Symbiodiniaceae. The record is from the annotation of a GenBank genome assembly.
AUGCCAUCAGGAGAAGCUCAAGGCCAAGGCGAAGAUCCUGGCGCCCCUGAUGCACAGCCAUCGCAAGGAGAUGUGCCGCCGCAAGAGGAGCAUGCAGGUGCCAAGGAGGAGAAGGAAGAGACGUCAGAGAGCAAGAGAAAAGUCUUCACCCCUCGCGAGCUCUAUCAGGCUAGUGUCGAGAGCAACGCCGCUGUCGACAAGGUCAAGACAGCGGCCAGUGCAUCCUUGGCGCUCAGUGGUUUUGGCGUGUUGGCCUGGCAUCAUUGGGCUACCUUCGCCACGUUCAACUGCCUGGGUGGUGGGCUCGUCCUCUUGGGUGCUGCUCUUGCACCCAGAACAGCGGGAAGACGCGCGCUGAGUGGCAACAAGAAUGGCGAGGGAUACUUGAAGCUAAAGCUGCUCAACAAUUCUGAGCGUUGGAAGGUGGAUCAGAAGGCUCUCAAUGAGUUGCUAGGCAUCCAGGCAGCGCCAAGUGAGCUGCUGAAGGCACAGAAAGCAGAGGAGAAAGAGGAGGGGAAGCAGUUGAAGGAAGCAUUGGAGCAGCGAAACAAGGAGAUCUCAGAGGCUGUUAAGGCCGGCGAGACUGUGUCCUCUAUCCAGGCCCGUCUCCGACCCAGAACCUUUGUGUUCGAUUUCCAGCCUCCAAUGACAGGUAUGGCGAGACCUGACGGCAUGAAGAAGGAGCUUGAGGACCUCCGAGAGAUCAUCUCCUUCAUUCUGCACUCGGCCAACAGCCCACAUGACCAGGCCGUGGUUCGGAUUGCCUCCCCGGGCGGCAUGGUGGCAGAUUAUGGCUUGGCAGCGGCGCAGCUCCUGCGGCUGCGGUCUAAAGGGUUGAAAUUGACUGCAUGCGUUGACAAGGUUGCAGCUUCAGGUGGCUACAUGAUGGCCUGCGCAGCGGACACUGUUGUAGCCACACCUUUCUCCCUUGUAGGAUCAAUUGGAGUAUUGAUGGCCACGCCAAAUUUCUCCAAGAUUCUGAAAAGGAAUGACAUCGACUUCAUUCAGCUCACCGCGGGGAAGUGGAAGCGAACAGUGGGCCCCUUCUCGGAAGUCACUGACGAAGCCAGAGAAAAGGCACAAGAGGACAUCCGCAUCGUGCACGAAGCGUUCAAAGGCUUGGUCCAAGAGCAGCGUGGUGGCCUCAAUGUGGAUGAGGUGGCCACCGGCGAGGUGUUCCUUGGGGCAGAGGCCAAGUCCCGUGGCCUGGUGGAUCGCUUGGCCACCAGCGAUGAGGUCCUUGACGAGUUCAUGGGUGUGUCAGACGUCAUUCAGGUGUCCGUCGCAGCAAAGAAGAAGGGCGUGCGGGAAUUGCUGGAAGGCAGGCUGGAGGCUGCAGAAGUCGCAUGUGGUGCCUUUUGGCAGCGCCUCACUGGCUCUGGCUCGGUGGUCCUGGAAUCAUCUGACCCUCAGAUCCAGUGA